This is a messenger RNA of Erythranthe guttata (spotted monkey flower), 2689 nucleotides long. Its product is annotated as NADH dehydrogenase [ubiquinone] iron-sulfur protein 1, mitochondrial. Lineage: Eukaryota; Viridiplantae; Streptophyta; Magnoliopsida; Lamiales; Phrymaceae. Gene Ontology annotation, biological process: ATP synthesis coupled electron transport. The record is from RefSeq and is a predicted model, not a curated record. Gene Ontology annotation, molecular function: iron-sulfur cluster binding; NADH dehydrogenase (ubiquinone) activity. Gene Ontology annotation, cellular component: membrane.
ACAACCCGUACCCGUUGAAUUAAACCCGAUGUAUACGGAUCCUCCUUCCUGAAAAUGAAAUGAAAUUGUGGAAGACAGAAGCGCCACAACAAACAGUCACACACCACACUCUCUCUCCCCCACCUUCAGAAAAACAAAUAACUCAGUUAUCCGGCGUAAUCAAUCAAUCAAUCGAUCGCGGGCAAAUACUGAAUAAUGGGACUGGGUCAACUCGCUUCUCGGGCCCUUUGGCGAUCCACUCGGCACGCGCGGCGGCCCCUCCUCCGCCGCUCUAUCGUCUCCACGCCGGAGCUCCACAACUCCGAAGCAGCCGCCGCGGUGGCCCAGCCCGAACCAGAUCUCCCGAAGCGGACACCUGUAGCCGGCGCCCGGGUCCACUUCCCCAACCCGGACGACGCCAUCGAGGUGUUCGUCGACGGGUACCCGGUCAAAAUCCCGAAAGGAAUGACGGUGCUUCAGGCGUGCGAGAUCGCCGGCGUUGAUAUCCCGAGGUUCUGCUACCACAACCGCCUCUCUAUCGCCGGAAACUGCCGCAUGUGCCUUGUCGAGGUCGAGAAAUCGCCCAAGCCCGUCGCUUCUUGCGCCAUGCCAGCUCUCCCUGGAAUGAAAAUCAAGACCGAUACACCGAUUGCAAAGAAGGCAAGAGAAGGUGUGAUGGAGUUUCUUUUAAUGAAUCAUCCACUCGACUGCCCGAUUUGUGAUCAGGGUGGAGAAUGUGAUCUACAAGAUCAGUCUAUGGCUUUUGGUUCGGAUCGAGGCCGUUUUACUGAAAUGAAGAGAUCUGUGGUCGAUAAGAACUUAGGCCCUUUGGUCAAGACUGUGAUGACUCGAUGUAUUCAGUGUACAAGGUGUGUGAGGUUUGCAACAGAAAUAGCUGGAGUACAAGAUCUCGGCGUUUUGGGCCGUGGAAGUGGAGAGGAAAUCGGAACUUAUGUCGAAAAACUAAUGUCAAGUGAAUUAUCGGGCAAUGUGAUAGAUAUUUGUCCUGUUGGUGCACUAACCUCAAAACCCUUUGCUUUCAAAGCUCGUAAUUGGGAGCUAAAGGGAACAGAGAGCAUCGAUGUGACAGAUGCGGUCGGUUCGAAUAUACGUAUUGAUAGUAGAGGUCCCGAGGUCAUGCGGAUUUUGCCACGUUUGAACGAGGACAUAAAUGAAGAAUGGAUAUCAGACAAGACACGUUUCUUCUACGAUGGUUUGAAGAGGCAAAGGCUAAACGAUCCCAUGAUUCGUGGUCCAGAUGGACGGUUCAAGGUGGUGAGCUGGCGUGACGCACUUGCAGUGGUCGCUGAUGUCAUCCACAAAGUCAAACCUGAGGAAAUUGUCGGAGUUGCUGGUAAAUUGUCUGACGCAGAAUCCAUGAUUGCAUUAAAGGAUUUCUUGAACAAAAUGGGAUCGAACAAUAUUUGGUGCGAAGGAAACGGCCCAAAUCCAAAUGCUGACUUGCGUUCUGGAUACAUUAUGAACACGAGCAUCAGUGGUUUGGAAAAAGCCGACGCUUUCCUUUUAGUCGGUACACAGCCAAGGGUAGAGGCAGCCAUGGUGAACGCCAGAAUCCACAAAACCGUGCGAGCAACCAACGCCAAGGUCGGCUACGUGGGCCCCACCGCCGACUUCAACUACGACAACGACCACCUCGGCGCAGGCCCCGAAACCCUAAUUGAGCUCGCUGGGGGCCGCCACCCCUUCUGCUCCACGCUCUCAAACUCCAAGAACCCCGCCAUAAUCGUAGGCGCCGGAAUAUUCCAACGCAAGGACAAAGACGUAAUUUUCUCCCUCGUCGAAAAAAUUGCGAAGAACGCAAAUGCGGUUCGGCCCGACUGGAACGGGCUCAACGUAUUGCUCCACAACGCCUCCCAAGCCGCAGCUCUGGACCUAGGCUUGGUGCCCGAAGCUGAAAACAGCAUCGGAAAAGCGAAAUUCGUUUAUUUAAUGGGAGCUGAUGACGUGGACUUGGACGAACUUUCGGACGAUGCGUUUGUGGUUUACCAAGGCCACCAUGGCGAUAAAGGAGUGUACCGUGCGAAUGUGAUUUUGCCAGCUUCGGCUUUUAGUGAGAAAGAAGGCACGUACGAGAAUACAGAAGGGUGUGCGCAGACUACAGUUCCUGCAGUCCCUACAGUUGGUGACUCGAGAGAUGAUUGGAAGAUUAUCCGGGCCUUGUCUGAGGUGGCGGGUGCUCCAGUUCCCUACGAUACAGUUGCUGCAGUUAGAUCACGGAUUAGCACCGUGGCGCCGAAUCUUUUGAACGUCGACGAGAGAGUGGGGGCCACAUUUUCGAGUUCUUUGUUGAGGCCUGAGGUCGACGAGAAGCAGCUUGAUAAGGCCCCGUUUGGAGUUGCGGUUGAAAAUUUCUAUAUGACGGAUGCGAUUACGAGGGCUUCGAAGAUCAUGGCGCAGUGCAGUGCCUUGUUGUCCAAGAAAUAAUAACUGCGAUUUUUUUUUUUUUUUUUUUUUUUUUUUCGGGUUUUGAAUAAGUUGGUGUUUUAUUUUACUUGAGGUUUUGAUAGGAUUUUCAUUAUAUUUGAGGGGUGGAGGGACAAAAGGUUGUCCCUAGUAAAGCAGUGGCCAUAGUAUUGUGCUUAUUAAUGGCAGGGUAAAUUUCAAUCUAUGGAUGUGUAUCUUUUUUUGUAAUUUAUAAUUGAUAAUUGAUUAUGUUGUGAUAUAAAAUGUCUGCCUUGGUAUUUGCUUA